AUGUAUUUUCUUAUCUACCUAACCACACUUUUCACCGUCGUUGCCGCAAACUCCAUUCGCUUCAUCAACAACGGCAACAGAACACGCAACCUCUGCUUCUACAAUCUCGUCAAAGACGACACCUUAUAUAUCCAAUUCCUUGGUUUACCUCAAACUAUAGAGAAGGGUAAAGAGCUCGAGUACCCUCUCCCAAACAACUUUCGCGGUCGCUUCUCCACCCUACUGCUUAAUGAAGAAUGCAACAGCGCACAUGUCUUCGGACACGUCAGGUUUAAUAAUACGGCAGGGGGAAUGACCCAGUAUACUGUCACUAGCACGAUCGAAGCUGGGGAAAAUGGAAGUAAAUUAGGGAUUAGCCUAUUAUCUGCAAAGCCCAAGACGGGUAAACAUGAAAUAAAAGGUUGUCUGACGUUUCCGUGUGUGGGAGCUGAUGAGGAGAAAGAUGGGCUUCCGGCUGGGAAGAUACCUUGGGGCAGGGCUGCUGAGAAUGAGAUGUGGUGUUUGAUUGAUGCACCCCCAAAACGUUGA
Glarea lozoyensis ATCC 20868 is the source of this 528-nucleotide messenger RNA. RefSeq lists its product as uncharacterized. The record is from RefSeq and is a predicted model, not a curated record. The transcript has 2 exons. The coding region runs from base 1 to 528 and encodes 175 amino acids. NCBI's taxonomy places the organism in Eukaryota, Fungi, Ascomycota, Leotiomycetes, Helotiales, Helotiaceae.